Nematolebias whitei (Rio pearlfish) is the source of this 801-nucleotide messenger RNA. RefSeq names its product cytokine receptor-like factor 1b (gene crlf1b). Bases 1 to 801 code for a protein of 266 amino acids. Gene Ontology annotation, molecular function: protein binding. The transcript has 4 exons. NCBI's taxonomy places the organism in Eukaryota, Metazoa, Chordata, Actinopteri, Cyprinodontiformes, Rivulidae. The record is from RefSeq and is a predicted model, not a curated record.
AUGACUCCCUCCGUGUUUGUGCUGCUUCUUGUUCCAGAUGUGUUGCUGUCUGCGGCAUAUGUUGCAGUGAUCUACCCUCAGGAUCCCAUCUUGCGUAUUGGUUCCAGCUUGACAGCCACCUGCACGCUCGGCCCCGAGCUCGGCCUCCACCCCAGCUCGUUGUACUGGACCCUGAACGGGCUGCGCCUGCCCAGCAGCACCUACAGCAUCAUGUCUUCCAGCACCCUGAGCGUCACCCUUCACAGCCUCGGAGGCUCCCAGCAGCAGUCAGGAGACAACCUGGUGUGUCAUGCUGCAGAUGGACGAAUCCUAGCUGGGUCUUGUCUCUACGUGGGCAGUAAGUGGAGGCUGACGUUGGAUGAUGGGGUGGUGGAUGAUGUUGGAAACCUGAUGUCCUGUCGGCUGGCAGGCCUCAAGCCGGGAACCGUCUAUUUUGUCCAGGUGAGGUGCAACCCUGUGGGGAUCUUUGGAUCCAGGAAACCUGGAAUCUGGAGUGACUGGAGCCACCCUACUGCUGCCUCCACACCCAACAGUGAGCUGCUGCAGAGAGGCUCCUGUGAUAAACCCAGCGAGCAGAACUCCACCCUGCGGCGACAACUCAAGCAGUUCUUCAGCUGGCUCCGAAAGCACGCCUCCGGCUGCAGUGGCAUGUCAAUCAAACUGUACGACCAGUGGAGAGCGUGGCUGCAGAACUCCCACAAAGCACACGUCCAGGUAGGUAAGCAGAGUCUCCCUUUACUUCACCCUCUCUGCUCAGCACAAACACUACAGCUGCACCAGAUUCCAGAGCUGAAUGUUUGA